AUGUACCACCAGCUGACGGAUCAAACGGUGAAUGGCAGCUGUCAGGGACCCACCUCAGCGUGCAAUAAGAGUGCAGAUGGAGACGCGCUCGAGCUUCCCACUUUCUCCACAGCAGCUAAAGUCAGAGUUAUCAUCACCUUUGCUCUGUGCGCGGUGUCGGCUGUGUGCAACUUGGCCGUGCUGUGGGCCGCCAGCAGCGGCGGCAGGCGCAAGUCACACGUCCGGAUCCUCAUCAUGAACCUCACGGUGGCCGACCUGCUGGUGACUUUCAUCGUGAUGCCGGUGGACGCGGUGUGGAACAUCACGGUGCAGUGGCAGGCGGGGGACGUCGCCUGCAGGCUGCUGAUGUUCAUGAAGCUGGUGGCGAUGUACUCCUGCGCUUUUGUGACAGUGGUCAUUAGUUUGGAUAGACAGUCCGCCAUCCUCAAUCCGCUGGGAAUCAGUGAGGCCAAAAGGAAGAGCAAAGUCAUGUUGGCUGUGGCCUGGACCAUGAGUGUCAUCCUUUCACUCCCUCAGAUGUUUAUAUUUCGCAAUGUGACCAUCACGGUGCCAGAGAAGUUCACCCAGUGCACCACCCAUGGCAGUUUUGUCCAACGCUGGCAGGAGACCCUUUACAACAUGUUCACGUUUGUGUGCCUCUUCCUUCUACCUUUGGCCAUCAUGAUCUUCUGCUACACACGAAUCCUCAUUGAGAUAUCCAGCCGCAUGGCUCGGAAUAACUUCCUGUCAAGAGACGUUCAUCUACGCCGAUCCCACAAUAACAUCCCUAAAGCUCGGAUGAGAACACUUAAAAUGAGUAUUGUCAUUGUGACUUCAUUCAUCAUCUGCUGGACCCCGUACUAUCUGCUUGGAUUGUGGUAUUGGUUGUUCCCUGAAAAAAUGGAAAAGACAGUUUCGCAUUCACUGACUCAUAUGCUGUUUAUUUUUGGCCUUUUCAAUGCCUGUCUAGAUCCCAUCACCUACGGUCUGUUUACCAUUCAUUUUCACAAGGGUAUGAGGAGAUGCCGUCAAAGUUCAAACGCACGGACUGAAUUAGAAAACAACACUCGCCUUGUACAAAUGAUUCGGCUGUCCUCUCGCAGGCAGAUUGCCUCAGAUGUUCACAGUGCAAGCACAGAGGUGGUAAGCGAAAGCAACAUCAUGAAGCAUGUCUCAAACCCAGACAUGUCGAUCAGCAAGAUAUGAUGGCUUAAAUAAUUCCAUAAAUGAAUGUGUUUCUCUCAAUGAAAUCUUUUUGUGUUAUAAAUCUGUUCAUGUUCCGAUAUAAUUGAUGUUGUAUCAUAGCUUACCUUGAGUUCAAUAAUCCUGUGGUUUCUCACAAUUAAUACAUUGAAGGCCUCUUAUAUGAUCUGAAAGAGCACUGCCACAUUUGCUGAGGGUGACUUAGUACAGACAGAUUGUAUUAAAUGUGAGCCUAUGCAGCAUGUUGUUGAUACUGACUGCAUGUCCAAAAUCAGUUCUGUGUUUAAUGUGCUGCACCAAAAUCUGACUCGACUGAAGGCUCUAAAAAACAUCUUUGAGGAGAGCCAUUUGGAUAUUUCACAUUAGUAUUAGUGUAAUCUGUGUUGCUUUCUGUGACUGAGGCUAAAGAAA
This is a messenger RNA of Neolamprologus brichardi, 1593 nucleotides long. It is a transcript of the gene gnrhr4, whose product is annotated as gonadotropin releasing hormone receptor 4. The record is from RefSeq and is a predicted model, not a curated record. NCBI's taxonomy places the organism in Eukaryota, Metazoa, Chordata, Actinopteri, Cichliformes, Cichlidae. Gene Ontology annotation, biological process: G protein-coupled receptor signaling pathway; cellular response to hormone stimulus. Gene Ontology annotation, molecular function: peptide binding; G protein-coupled receptor activity; protein-hormone receptor activity. Gene Ontology annotation, cellular component: plasma membrane.